Molecule: messenger RNA, 1863 nt
Organism: Solanum stenotomum
Lineage: Eukaryota; Viridiplantae; Streptophyta; Magnoliopsida; Solanales; Solanaceae
Product: DNA polymerase lambda
Exons: 14
Coding region: 41-1633 (530 amino acids)
Biological process (GO): double-strand break repair via nonhomologous end joining
Cellular component (GO): nucleus
Molecular function (GO): DNA binding; DNA-directed DNA polymerase activity
Source: RefSeq, a predicted model, not a curated record
CAGGAGACAUCAAAACUGAAACUUUCAGGAGAAGACUGUAAUGGCGCCAAAGAAGGAUAAAUCUCCGCCGUCUGAUCCCAACGGAAUAUUUUCUAGUAUGGUUGUCUUCUUAAUCGAAGCCGGAGUUCAAUCCCGGCGGCUACAGAUAUGGAAGCAGAAAUUGGUGCAAAUGGGGGCUAAAUUAGAGGACCGGUUUAGUAAAAAUGUCACUCAUGUUUUUGCUAUGGAUGCAAAUUUGCUUCUUCAGAAACUUGAUAAAGAACGUCUGAUUCGCGCCAAAGUUAAACUUCUCGCAUAUCAGUGGCUAGAGGACAGCUUAAUAGAAGGAGAAAAAGCAUCUGAGGAUCUGUAUGUCUUAUCCCUGCAAUCAGGAGGAGGAGAGUCCCUUAGUCCUAAAGCUGAUAAUGACAGUCAUUCUAGAGUUACACUAAAGAAAAGUCGAAUAUCUGCUGAAGAUGUCAAGAAUUCAAGCCCAAGACACAUGAAUGACAAUAAAGACCGUGUUGAUUCACAAGAUACUAAAAAUGCCUCUUCACUCGCAUCACGCUCUUCAAGCCCAGAAGUGACAAGUCCUGAGGCAAUUGAUUCUCUUAAUAAGCCUGUUGGAACAUCAGACUCAUCUUCACUUUAUAAGCCUCCAGAUUUAAACCGAAAUAUCACUCAGAUAUUUGGGAAGCUUCUCAACAUAUAUAGAGCACUGGGUGAUGACCGGAGAUCAUUCAGCUAUUAUAAAGCUAUACCAGUUAUUGAGAAAUUGCCAUUCAAAAUUGAGAGUGUGGACCAGGUUAAGCACCUACCUUCUAUUGGAAAGUCGAUGCAAGAUCAUAUUCAGGAGAUAGUGACCACUGGAAAGCUGUCCAAACUGGAACACUUUGAGAAGGAUGAAAAGGUAAAAACAAUCAGCUUAUUUGGAGAGGUUUGGGGUAUUGGUCCAGCCACUGCCCUAAAACUUUAUGAGAAAGGACACCGAACUCUUGAUGACCUUAGAAAUGAGGAGUCACUGACUCAUUCUCAAAGGUUAGGGUUGAAAUAUUUUGAUGACAUCCAAACCAGGAUUCCACGGAAUGAGGUCGAAGAGAUGGAACAUCUGCUACAGAAAGUUGGAGAGGAAAUUUUGCCUGGUGUAAUUAUUGUGUGUGGAGGAUCAUAUAGACGUGGAAAGGCUUCUUGUGGUGAUAUGGAUAUUGUUAUUACUCAUCCUGAUAGAAAAAGUCAUAAAGGCUUUCUUCCUAAGUUUGUAAACCGUUUAAAGGACAUGAAGUUUUUAAGAGAAGAUUUGGUCUUCAGUGUUCAUAGCACAGAGGGUACAGAUUCAGGAGUUGACACAUAUUUUGGCCUCUGCACCUACCCUGGUCGAGAACUGCGACAUCGUAUUGACUUGAAGGUGUAUCCAAGGGAUAUAUAUGCAUUUGGACUGAUAGCAUGGACGGGAAAUGACGUCUUGAAUAGAAGGCUUAGAUUAUUAGCAGAAUCCAAGGGCUUCCUUUUGGAUGAUACAGGGCUAUAUCCAGCUACUCAUAGUUCUGGUGGAAAGCGGACUAAAGGUAGUGCAAGCUUGAAGUUUGAAACUGAGAAGCAAGUGUUCGAAUUCCUUGGAUUUCCCGCGCUGGAACCACAUGAAAGGAAUUUAUGAGAAUCCCUAACAAAGAUUUGAAUCUUGAGCUGUGCCACUUUUGCUAGCUCUUCACAGGGGCUUGGGACACCGGACUCAAAUCCAAGAGAGAAUUUUUUUUAUCAAGCUGAUGUUUUGACUUCCAUGUCUGAAAUGUAUGGAACAAAAUGUUAUGUGAUUAAAAUAGUUACUACUAUGUAUAUAGGUGUAUCAAAGGGCAUGUAUAAAAUAGUUGCCUUCUUUCUUGUCAA